GUCAUGGCGGAGGACGACUUGGCUAUCAGAGCACUAGAUCCAUCUUUUAGACCAAAACGAGGGCGGCGAAGGAAUUCGGAAAACGAGGCAAGUGAUCAAGGUACACAAGACUCGAUAGUCAAGCAACAGCAGAGACUACCGGAAAGGACAGAUCCAUACUCUGCAGUUGCAUAUAGCGCGCAUCCCGAUGGCCAUCAUGAUCCGUGGGCAGUCGCAUCGGCAGUGACACCGCAAAGCUUUGCACCAUGGACAGGGCGAACUCCAGCUUCCGCCAUGUCCACCACGGCUCCCUCCAACUUGCGCUGGCAGCUCGGCCGUUCGCAGACGCCAAGCACGCCGCACCCCAUGAGUGCAGUACCCAACUCCAUGUCUGCGCACAUCGACGCAGCAUUCGACGGCGAACCGAAGUCUGCUAUCACGCCAUCGUCUCGGAAGCGAAGGAAACAUGGCCCUGCAGUAUCUAGCGCUUGGCCUUCAUCUCAAACGCCUGGAGCGAAGCCUCGAGGGCGACCUCCGGCAAGUCGCAAUGCUCAAGAUGGACCAUUCAGCUCGUUCCCAGUUGAUCCGAACAACACGAAAAUGAAAAGCCAGGUCCCGACAUCCACAUCAGCGGUAGAUGGCAGACCUUCGAGUUCUGGGCAGUCCUCACCACGCACUGUGGCCAUGGACUUUCAGUCGCAAGCCGAAGGGAGACCAGGGCGACUCUCUCUGCAGGUCCCACCGCAUACUGGAGCACCUGUGCGCCUCGCGACCCCACCAGCCUUGCAGGUCAAUGGCGAAGCCAGAGAACUGGAGACGAGAAGUGAUUCGGACGAUCCCAGCCGCGCUCUUCCGGCCCAAGGCGCACCUGGCAUGCAGGUUGCUACACAACGACUCGCACAGGGCGCGACUGAUGAUAGCAGAAGCAUACCGAGCUUCCCAUUCGAGGCACUGAAGCGCGUUCUGACGAGCGAUUUGCUCCGCGCAGAAGUCCACGGGAGACGACAACGCCUGAGUGGCGAAGAAGCCAAGCGCUUGGCCGACUCGAUGCUCGAUCGACUCCACGUGCCCAGGAGCGGCUUGGCGUCGAAAGAUGAUGUCGCGCGACUCAAUGCAGCCACAUGGCUCGGAGUAGGCGACCACACCGAUGUCCCGUUCCACUCUACCGCAGGACAUGGCAAGCGCAUCUCAGUAACCCGGUUCCGAGCAGAUAACGAAGGAUACGAAGAAAUAGUAAACGACGACAGCAUGACUAACGACACAAGAGAAGUCUUCGACGUACAGUGGCACACCAGCAUGGGAGGCUGCGUGGGAUCCUUUGAAAUGAAAGGUUUAUCUUUGGCUACAGGACCAGCAGCAGCCUCCCAUGAAGUGACGGGAGAAAGUACGCACGACAUGAUGUUGAGAAAGGGCAUUGAAGCCAUAUAUAAAUUGGACAAGCGCGGCUGGGUGGAAGAUAGUAUGCGAGAAAUUGCGCAAUCUGCUGCGCAACAAUAUCGGCCUAGCGAGGAUAAUAUCGAUUGGAAGGCGAGGUGUAAAGCGAUGGAAUUUGCAUCCAAUGUGGCGAGGGGGGAAGUACAGAGAGCGAGGGCACGAAUGCUUGAGCAGGUUAUCAAUGCGGUGUUGUGAAAAAGGAGUGAGAUAUAUAUAGAAAAG
Molecule: messenger RNA, 1635 nt
Organism: Sphaerulina musiva SO2202
Lineage: Eukaryota; Fungi; Ascomycota; Dothideomycetes; Mycosphaerellales; Mycosphaerellaceae
Exons: 1
Coding region: 4-1608 (534 amino acids)
Molecular function (GO): DNA replication origin binding
Source: RefSeq, a predicted model, not a curated record